Molecule: messenger RNA, 2319 nt
Organism: Trematomus bernacchii (emerald rockcod)
Lineage: Eukaryota; Metazoa; Chordata; Actinopteri; Perciformes; Nototheniidae
Gene: chchd4b
Product: coiled-coil-helix-coiled-coil-helix domain containing 4b
Exons: 3
Coding region: 224-700 (158 amino acids)
Biological process (GO): protein import into mitochondrial intermembrane space
Cellular component (GO): mitochondrial intermembrane space
Molecular function (GO): protein-disulfide reductase activity
Source: RefSeq, a predicted model, not a curated record
AGCCUCUGCUCUACCGGAAAUAGAAACGGAGAAGAAGACUGAUCCACGGCCACGCUCAUGAAGGGUAGUUGUGAAACAAGCAACAAGCUAGCUGAUGCUGCACUACAUCCUUCCCCUCUCCAUGUGUUGUGUCCGGUUGUGUCGUGUCUCAGUAUCAGUUGUCGUCCUCUGAGUUGUUGCUGUCAAUCAAAAAGAGGAAUUCAAACCAACCCGGUGUGCAGACAUGAGCUCGGUCAGAGAUGAAGGUAAGGACCGAAUUAUCUUUGUCACCAAAGAGGAUCAUGCGACACCCAGCAGUGCUGAGCUGGUAGAGGAAGACCCUGAUGACCCUUAUGAGGAGCGAGGGCUGAUUCUUCCCAGUGGGGAGAUCAACUGGAACUGCCCCUGUCUGGGUGGGAUGGCCAGCGGACCCUGUGGGACUGAAUUUAAAGACGCCUUCUCCUGUUUCCACUACAGUAAGGAGGAGGUGAAGGGAUCUGAAUGCCUGGAGCACUUCAGGGCCAUGCAGGAGUGUAUACAGCGUUACCCCGAGCUCUAUCCACAAGAAGAUGACAAGGUGCAAAAAGAACAAUCAUCAGAAACGGAGCCGACCUCACAAGAUUCUGCAUCUGCAGAAACCCCAGGUGCCGACUCAACAUCUGCCACCGAGCCGGACUCUGAUAGUAUGCCACCCAACACAAAGGGCUCAGGGGAAAGCUAGUGAUGAGCCCUGGUUACAAUGUAAAGCCAAGGCUCAAGAAUCGGACUGAAAUCACAUUAAGUCAUUGCUUGUUGCAUUCAUAAAUAACAUAGUGUUUUUUUAACAUUUACUGUUGAAAUUAUUUUUUAAAUGAAGCAAAAACCUUUUGAGGGUGUAUCCAAAAUGCUCAUUAUGCUGAUCACUGUUUCUUUAACAGCAGACUGCAGGCUGAGUGGCCUGCAGGGGAACGAGUCACAUAGUUAACAAGCCUGUUCUGCCAUUUACAAGUCAUUUGGAGAAAGUGCGUUGUUGGGAUUGAAAAGUAAAUCAACCCAAGAAUCUAAACUGAGCGAAGUGAUGCCUGUACGUGAGUUAACAUUAUGUUUAAGUUGCUGCAGCUGAUGAGCUACUUUCUCUAUUUCACAUGGAAACUCACGAUAGCAGUGCACGUUUCCCUGUUGAAUGUUUGUUUAGUCACUAGUUCAACAAGCUAUGGUACAGGAAAAAUGUUCUUUCAUGUUGGCAGGUUAGAUAAGAAGAAGACUUUAGCAGGGAAGAUGAUGUGGGUUGUUAUUCAAUGGCUACUGCUUUAUGAAAACAUGGUUCAACAUGAUGCGAUUUAAAUAUCUCUAUGCAAAAAAGGUCUUCAUCCAAUGAUGGAAAGGUUAAAUAUUCCAAAACGUAUAGGGUCUGCUAUUGUGAAACCAAACACGUAAACUACAUUCAAUUAUAUUAUAUUUAGAAUAUAUAAGCUCUUCCUUUUGGUUUUGGACUUUUACUUACAGAGGAACAGAGGACAUCCGGGUUAUAUAGUAAAUAUGUGAAAAACGAUCAUGACCUCUAUUUUCAGUUGAACUAAACAAUGUAUUUAUGAAUAAGAUGGGCUUACAGUAUACUUGUGUGAAACUAUGUUAUCAAUGCAACAACUAUCUUGAGUGUUUAAAUUAAGGAUGGGAAAUCCUGCCUUUGGCAAUACAAGAUAAACAAAAUAUGUAAUUCAAUGAAGAACCUAGAGUACCACGUUUAUUUAGCACGACACACUCUGUAUAUUAUGUCCUUUUCUUUGUCUCUUGGAGCUGCAGCACUAAGUUAAUUCAGAGAAACUCCACUAAUUGAUAGUCGAUCAGCUGUUAAACUCAUUUUGAAUGCAAAGAUGGUAGAAAAAGCUUUCAGCCUUUCAAAAAUGGAGAAUUCCUGCUUUUCUUUAGUGUGUAUCAAAUGUAACUGCAUAUUUUAAGGUUAUGGACCGACAAGACAUUUGAAAAACAUAACUUUCAACUUUGACAAAAGCGAUCGACAUUUUUCCCAUCUGACAUUUUACAGACCAAAUGUUUAAUUGAGAAAUUAACCAGCUGAGUAAUUCUUAGUUGCAGAGAUUCCUAUGAUGUAUGUACACGUGUUAUUUCAUAUGUUUGACUCAAAGUUUAUAAUAGUGAUUAUACGGAUAAAGUUGCUACUGAAGACAACCUCACAAUUUCGACUGAGCAGUCUUGAUUGCUAUCUGUGGUGUAUAUCCAGUUAUAUAACUUUACCUCAGCUGAACUAAAGUGAACCAUUAAUUUCAAACACAGGUCUGACUAGUGUCACUUGAAGGGAAUAUUGAUGACAUUUUAUAUAAUAAAUUAUCCUUUAUAAUAUUU